Eublepharis macularius is the source of this 1818-nucleotide messenger RNA. Its product is annotated as zinc finger protein 883-like. The record is from RefSeq and is a predicted model, not a curated record. The transcript has 5 exons. Bases 1 to 1806 code for a protein of 601 amino acids. Lineage: Eukaryota; Metazoa; Chordata; Lepidosauria; Squamata; Eublepharidae.
AUGCUGGAGAAUUUUGGCCAUGUGGCCUCUCUGGAUGAGGAUCCCUUUCUCCUGGGCUGUCUCCUUCUUGCUGUGAGGAGUGGCUAUAAGGAAGUCCUGAUGUGGAAGGAUGUGCUCAGUCUGUGUGCCUUGUGGCUGAUCUCUGACACCCUCCAUGAGCCUUCCUCUGAUGUGGAUUUUGGUUCCUUUGGGCAGCUACGGAAAGACACCCUUGAUGCCUUCUCUGCCAUCUCCUCUGCGUGGGGAAAAGAAAACAACCGCCAUGCAGCCUGCCCAGAACCUGGGAUGGCCAAACCUGACCUCAUAUCCUGGCUGGAAGAAGAGCAAGCACUGUUUCUCCGUGGCUCUGAUGAAAAGGAGGGAUUGGCAGCUCGAGAUUCUCUGAAGAUCUUGGCUGGUGGAAGCCUUAAUAUACAUCGAAAAAUUCACACAGGGGAGAAGAAAUAUAAAUGCCUAGAGUGUGGGAAAAACUUUGGGCGGAAAGAUUCUCUUACUUCCCAUAAAAUAAUUCACACAGGGGAAAAGAAAUAUAAAUGCCUGGAAUGUGGAAAGAUGUUCAUACGGAGGGACAGCCUUAAUAAGCAUCAAAGAAUUCACACAGGGGAGAAACCAUAUACAUGCUUAGAAUGUGGAAAAAGCUUCAGUCUGAGAGGAAUACUUAUUGUCCAUAAAAAAAUUCACACAGGGGAAAAAAAAUACAAAUGCUUGGAAUGUGGAAAAAGCUUCACUCAGAGUGGAAACUUAACCACCCAUCAAAGAAUUCACACAGGGGAAAAGAAAUUCAAAUGUUUGGACUGUGGAAAAAGCUUCAGUCAUAGUACAAGCCUUACUUCUCAUCAAAGAAUUCACACAGGGGAGAAGAAAUACAAAUGUCUGGUAUGUGGAAAAUGCUUCAGUUGGAGGGACAGCCUUACUUCCCAUCAAAGAAUUCACACAGGGGAGAAACCGUAUAAAUGCUUGGAAUGUGGGAAAAGCUUCAAUCGAAGGCAUCACCUUACUUACCAUCAAAGAAUCCACACAGGGGAGAAGAAAUUUAAAUGCCUGGAGUGUGGAAAAAGCUUCAGUCAUGGUGGAAGCCUUAAAACACAUCAAAGAAUUCACACAGGGGAAAAGCCAUAUAAAUGCUUGGAGUGUGGAAAAAGCUUCAGUGAGAGUGGAAAACUUGGUGGCCAUCGAAAAAUUCACACAGGGGAGAAAAAACAUAAAUGUCUGGAGUGUGGAAAAACCUUUCAACGGAAAGGUAGUCUAAUGAUCCAUCAAAGAAUUCACACAGGGGAGAAACCUUAUAAAUGCCUGGAGUGUGGAAAAAGCUUUACCCAGAGUGCACACCUUACUUGCCAUGAGAGAAUGCACAGAGGGGAGAAACCGUAUCAAUGUCUGGAGUGUGGAAAGAGGUUCCUUCAUGGUGGACACCUUACUACCCAUCAAAGAAUUCACACAGGGGAGAAACUAUAUAAAUGCCUGGAGUGUGGGAAAAGCUUUAGUCAGUGUAGAAACCUUACUUUCCAUAAAAGAAUUCACACAGGGGAGAAGGAAUACAAAUGUCUGGAAUGUGGAAAAAACUUCCGUUGGAGUGACAACCUUAUUUCCCAUCAAAGAACACACACAGGGGAAAAACCAUAUACAUGCCUGGAAUGUGGAAAAUCCUUUCCGCGGAAAGAUAGUUUAACUUCCCAUCAAAGAACGCACACAGGGGAGAAACCAUAUAAAUGCCCGGAGUGUGAGAAAAGCUUUAGUCAGAGAAGAAGUCUUACUUUCCAUAAGAGAAUUCACACAGGGGAGAAGCCAUAUAGAUGUUUGGAUUGAGGACAACACUUC